Messenger RNA from Exophiala spinifera, 1749 nucleotides. RefSeq lists its product as uncharacterized. The record is from RefSeq and is a predicted model, not a curated record. NCBI's taxonomy places the organism in Eukaryota, Fungi, Ascomycota, Eurotiomycetes, Chaetothyriales, Herpotrichiellaceae. Bases 1 to 1749 code for a protein of 582 amino acids. Gene Ontology annotation, molecular function: sequence-specific DNA binding; zinc ion binding. Gene Ontology annotation, cellular component: nucleus. The transcript is spliced from 2 exons. Gene Ontology annotation, biological process: positive regulation of transcription by RNA polymerase II; DNA-templated transcription.
AUGCCCGCAGAGAACGAAAGCAGGGCUUCACGGGAAGACUCCCUCGGGGGAAGAGGCUAUGUCGCAUAUCUGAGGAGACGAAUCGAUUACUUGGAAAGUCUGAACCAUUCGACUUCGGCUAUCGGGGUCGACAAUGCGACUGAGGCGGCUCAGGGAGAUGCGAGCGAAAUCGUCAGUCCCCAACAACGCCUUGUGGAUGCAGCUGUUAACGAGGUUGAAUACCUCUCGGUAGCCGCCAUGAGUGGUCCGAAGCGCCCACACCAGCUCGUCUCGAAUAACUCUUCUUUUGCAAGCUUGGUCACAGCAGCUUCCAAGAUGGCCCAGGAAGAAUUGUCAGCACUCUCUGGAAGAGAUUAUCCCGCUGGGAAUCCUCUCGUCAAUGUUGGGUCCCUCAGGGAACUUUCCGUGCAAUCCGGCCACGACUAUGAAUACUUUACCAACAACUGCCAUCAUAAUAUUGGCUUAAUUUUCCCUUGUCUAUUUAUCGGAGUGUCUAUCGAGAGUUUCUGGACCAUGACAGCAAAGAGAACUGAUGAUGGCACUUCAGCACUCGGCGACCAGCUACCCGAGGUGGCCUGCGUUGCUUAUGCCACCCUAAGCCUUGGGAUUUCAUCGAGCCCUAACCGCAGAGCCUUAAAAGUUUACGCCUAUGAUUUUGCUGCAAAGGCUGCAGCGCUGCUUCCGCAAGUGGCGACAGAGGCUUGCGAUGAAGAGAUUAUUCGGUGUACGAUCCUUGUGGCACUUGUUUUGCUGCACUUCCGCCCCCAGAACCCGGGUGUAUACCUCCUUGGCCUCGCGAUGACGAAGGCUAUCUCGACUGGUAUGCAUCGUAGAAAUGCUAACUCCAACGAUGAAACAACUGGAGCCUCCCUUUUCUGGACACUCUAUGUUCUCGACCGGACGCUAUCUGUAGUCAUGGAUCGCCCUUUUCAUAUCGAGGAUGGUGACAUCAACUUAGAAAUGUCCCGGGUCGCUGUUAAUCCACCUCACAGUCAUUCUAACGUGAAUUCGCAAUCGUUCUUCAUGUGGACGGUGCAUUACGCCCAGAUGCUUUCGGACUGGCGCUGUGGACCACAUGUGGAAAUCACGGUUUGCCUGUCUAGUCUUGAAUACUGGUACCAGUCCACCGAGGAUAUCAUUGACGUUGUGUGCAUGGCCGAGGGUUUGCAGAGCGCUGCUAAAUCACGCCUGGCCACAAUAUUCGACAUUCACAAAGAGCAACUCAAUUGCCGCGCGCUUAUUCAACUUCUCUACCAUUGUUUACAACGUUCCCUGGGAGAGGAAAACCGCCUUCGGCUUUGCGGCAGGCUGAACAAAGACGCACCGCGGUAUAUCAGCAACAUACAACUUUGCAUUGACAAGAAUGAUCUCGCGCCAACCGUUCUGGAUGCUAUCGACGUUCUCGGUGCAACCAUUGCAUACAUAUACUCCUGUCUGAUCUGCAGUACAGUCGGAAAACAAGACCAAGGAGCUACAAUGGCAAGGGCUUUCGGAAUCGCGGAUAUGAAGGUAGUUAUGACGGCUAUGGCAGUACUGCACAAGAUUGCAGAUGGGCUCACUCUCGCCGAAGACUUCCACGAAUUCCUCUGGAUGUUACUCUCGACUAUUGAAACGAAGGUACAGACUCCCCAGGUUGAGCCAGCACGAAGUGUAGAAGAGGAUCCUCGCAAAGCCCUAGAUCACGCCAUGGCUAGGGUUGGUGUUAGAACACCCGCGUACUGGAUUGAACUGUUGGGUGAGUGUAUGUAG